Molecule: messenger RNA, 2231 nt
Organism: Dendrobium catenatum
Lineage: Eukaryota; Viridiplantae; Streptophyta; Magnoliopsida; Asparagales; Orchidaceae
Exons: 8
Coding region: 16-1887 (623 amino acids)
Source: RefSeq, a predicted model, not a curated record
GCACUGAAGUCGAGAAUGGCCGCUGCAGAUUUUGCUAAAGUGGAAGCCGGAGAGCAAAGAGAGGGAAAGAAUUGGACGCAGCGGAAAUCCGGUGGCCGGAGAAGGCGAGCUUCGGCGGAGAGCCCCGACUCUGUUAUUGCCUACUCGUGUGAUCACAGAGCCACCAAUGGCAGCGGUAACAGUUCCACCGCCGCUUAUUUAAGCAGCGGCAGCAACUUCUCCUCAACGUCCCGAAGCGUUGCUGGGCGCUGCUCCUUUGGAUCGGAGCACGAAUCGCAAUUCCCACAACUCUGCAUUAAUUUGGCAGUACGCGAGCGCUACUCCAGUGGCACUGACCCAGAUCCAGAUCCGGAGAAAAAUGGCGCCAUCCUUUCCUCGCCCCACAGUAUUGUUGCAGGCCCGGUGGAGGAAUUAGAGCGAGCUUUAAAGAAGGAAGAUGGUGAAGGGGAGGGGUACGGAGCCCUAAACACAACAGAGCAUUCCUUCUUGCACGCCUUAAGAGAAUGUCAGAUUCGGCGUCAUAAAUCUGAAGCCAUCCCCAUUCAGGGAAGGAAGACUCGAAGGCAAAGGCCUGCUUCUCUUGACCUUCACACCCCUAGCACUGAUGUGGCUGUCUUGUCCCCUCGGUUUUUGGCCAGUGGCAUGGGAUCCAUGAAGAAGAGCUCUGCCACCUCCUCUCACAGUAGAUCAGAAGCAUUCCCAAGCCCUGGAACGCCUAAUUACCGGCACGGAACAGGAACAAUUGGGUACCAGAAGGGUUGGAGCUCAGAAAGAGUGCCUCUGCCUGCUAAUAGCAGCAGGAGGUACAUGGGUGCCGGAUCUUAUCUUCCAUUUAACAAUGGCCGUGUUUUGCCUUCAAAAUGGGAAGAUGCAGAGAAGUGGAUCUUUAGCCCUGUUUCCACUGAUGGAGUUUUCCGAUCGUCUCUCCCUUCCUCUCAUCAUAGACGUCCCAAGUCCAAAAGUGGUCCCCUUGGACCUCCUGGAUACUCACCAGCUUCACCAAUUGCUCCGUGCUUCGAUAGUGGAAGGGUUGGAACCUUUACUGGUAGCUCACCUUUUUCGGCCGGAGUUCUGAUUGCAGAUCGUGGAUUUUCUGACAACAGAAGAGGUGGCGUUGGCAGUGGAGAAAGUGCGAGGUCAUCUUCAGCAAAUGCUGAACCUUACAUUUUGAGAUCUGCAAGCAUUCAUGGGUGCUCUGAAAAUUUACUCGAAUCAGCUUCAUCCUUACCAAACCCUCAGAAUGAAAAGUUUGAAUGCAUCAAGGAGGGUACCAACUCUGCUAUGUUAGUUUUGACGAAGGAUGUAGCAACACAGAUGAGUCCCGAGGGGAGCUCUCAAUCUUCUCCCAAGCAUGAGCCUUCGUACUUGCCCUCUCCUAUAUUGGUGAAUACCAUAGAAGAGCUGGAGAGCCAUUUCCCAAAGCUGGAGGUCAGGGAUGUUCAGGUUGAUGAUCAAGUAACAGUGACAAGGUGGACCAAGAAACAAAUUGCCAGAGGUUCUGAUAAGCGUUCAACAAAUAUUAUAGAAUGGAAAAGAAAAACUGUUGAGGCUAAGACUUCUGGUUGGAAAAUGUCAGAAACAGCAAAAUGUUUAUCAAAGGUCAAAAGGGAGGAAGCCAAAAUUAUUGCAUGGGAGAAUUUACAAAAAGCAAAAGCUGAGGCUGAAAUAAGGAAAUUAGAGAUGAAACUAGAAAAGCGAAGAUCUUCUUCCAUGGACAAGAUACUUAAGAAGCUUAAGUCAGCCCAGAAGAAAGCAGAGGAGAUGCGAAGUGCUGCGACUGCUAGCCAAAUCCAACAGGUUACAAAGACAUCCAAGAGGGUCUCAUACUUCCGCAGAACUGGACAAAUCAGUUCUUUAAGCGAAUGCUUCAUAUGCCAUGCUUUCUAGAGGCUCAUUUUGAAAGAAGGCAGAAGAUACCAGGCCUCCAUGUAACCUGCAUGGGUUCCAGAUGAAACUGAUCGAGCGACACUUCUGCAAGGAAGAUAAAGCUGAUAGGUGCUUUACUGGAAGAAACAAAUGAACAGCUCCAUAUUCAAAUAGAGGGCAGUGCUGCAAGGCUAUGGUUUGUUCAAUAUUUAUUUUGGGCUCAUAUUUCAUUUGAUUUUUAUCUCAUGCAUUCAAUCCAGAGCAGAUGAUUUCAUUCCUGGGAGAACUGUUUAGCUGAUAGUUUAUUUUAUUUUGUGUGUCUGCUUGUUCUUCUUGACAGUAACUUACCUGUAAACUGCUUCAGU